GUAAGUAUAGUACAUACUAAUGCCAUAAAAUUUAGUCAUGCGGGCAAUUCACUUGCCGUUCUGCUUAGCCACAAUGGUACCCGUCAUCGUCGCUGAUUUUUGGUAUUGUAACGGAGCAUUUUUGCUAUGGACCAUGAGAAUAUCUAUUUGCAUCUACAUUUUCUUAUUUGGGCUUUUACCCCUCGUCUUUCGAUAUUCGUACGAAGUACAAAAGAAAAUCCUAUUUCUCAACUUUGUGCAUUGGCCACUAGACAUUGACCUGACCAAGCCAGAUACAGUUGGAUUGAAGGGCGCAAGAAACUUUUACCUCACCACCGACGAAAAUGUGAAGAUCGGAGCAUGGCAACUAUUACCGGAAUCACUGCUCGAUCAAAACAUUCCUGACAACAGUGAAGCUUACGAAACUGUACUCAGGAAAGCCAAACGACCAGUAUUCUUGUAUAUGCAUGGCAAUAGUGGCAACAGAGCGAGCAGUCAUAGAGUUGAGCUGUAUCAAUUAUUUCAAAGACUUGAUUUUCACGUGAUAUGCUUUGAUUACAGAAGCUAUGGUGAUAGUGAUAAUGUCGAUCUGUCUGAAAUAGGAGUCGUUUCUGACAGUAAAUUUGUACUUGAAUGGCUACUAAAACUUGUAAAUAAUUCAGCUCCUGUUUUCGUCUGGGGCCACUCUCUCGGUACUGGGGUGUCAUCACAUGUUUUAGCCAUACUUGCUAACAAAGGCAUGAGUCCUGCGGGACUAUUUUUAGAAUCCCCAUUUAACAAUCUUGCUGAUGAAAUCACAGAACAUCCACUUGCUCGAAUAUUCAAACAUUUACCAUGGUUCAAUUGGAUCAUUGUACAACCUUUGUAUGAAAAUGGACUCAGAUUCGAAUCUGACCAACAUAUUGGGCAUAUACUAUGUCCAGUCAUGAUUUUACACGCGGAAGAUGAUAAUGUCGUUCCAUAUUCUUUGGGUGAAAAGCUAUUUAUUGCUGCCAAGUCAUUGCAUGUAACUGACAUGCAAAGAAUACAAAUGACUAGUAUAAAUGCUACUUAUGGUCUUGGACAUAAGUACAUAUGUCGUUAUAAAGAGUUACCAAGAAUCAUAGAGAACUUUGUGGCUCAAUCAUCUGACGGAACAACGAUAUGAAAUGCGAAAAUCAAUCUUAGAGAAUUCGCUAACGUCAAAAUCAAUUAUUUCUCUACUGAUUUUUCUUUGAUAAUCAAGAGAACUUGAUAAUCAAAGUAAAUACACUUAAUCGUGUGACUACAUGUAUUUAUGUGCAAAUAUAUGAUGUGUUGGAUACUUGAUGUGUUUACACGUGUAUGUAUGUGUGUAUGAGUUGUAAGACAAUUCAUUAAUUUUUUUAGUAUUCAAUGUGUUGACCAAUGUCCCUCCAAACAAAAAUACUAAUUACACGUAAAGCUGUAUUAUUAUCAUUAUUAUUUAGAUGCAUAAUUAAGUAUGUUUUCGUCAGUAGUCGACAAAAGAGGCUUACUCAUUGAAGAUGGUCGUAAAGUAUUGAGAUUGAGACAUUCCUAUAGUAAAUUAGUUAAUUGAUAUAUGAGAUUGUAUGUUGUUCAUCACCGUCAUACAAAUUAUUCCACAAGUCUCCGAGUAUUUGGACAAUUGUAUAAGCUGUAAAUCACCAAUAUGUGUCCCUCACUGUUUUUGAUCGUCGUUUUUAACUAUUUGUAAAGAAAAUAUUUAAAAAUAUAUAUUUAACUUUUGGAAUAUAUAGUAAGCGAAACGAACAAUAACGUUUUUACCAUUGUUGUAUCGGAUUAUCAAAAUAAACUUUCCUCUCUUCUUA
Molecule: messenger RNA, 1790 nt
Organism: Copidosoma floridanum
Lineage: Eukaryota; Metazoa; Arthropoda; Insecta; Hymenoptera; Encyrtidae
Product: lysophosphatidylserine lipase ABHD12
Biological process (GO): phosphatidylserine catabolic process; monoacylglycerol catabolic process
Cellular component (GO): endoplasmic reticulum membrane
Molecular function (GO): monoacylglycerol lipase activity; phosphatidylcholine lysophospholipase A1 activity
Source: RefSeq, a predicted model, not a curated record